ACUCGGUCUUCCGGCAAGAUGGCGGCGGCCGUGGGCAGCGGCUGCGAGGCUCCGGUGCGUCUCCGCCUGCUCUUCGAUUACCCGCCGCCGGUGACUCCGGCCUGCGGACUCUGCUGGCUGUUGGUGGAGCCCAACCAAGUGCGCCUCGUCACUGACCUGAUCAGCCUCAUUCGGGAGAAGUUCGGCUUUAGCCGCCGCGCCAAGCUCAACCUCUUCCUCGACGGGGCGCUCCUGCCGCCCACCGAGAGCGCGCGGCUGGUGCGGGACAACGAUUCCCUUCGAGUCAAACUGGAAGAAGUUGUUGGAGAAAACAGUCACGACACAGUCACCAAUGGUUUCAGCAGCCUGUCAAAAAAAGAAAGAAAGCGAAUCUGGCAGAAACUGGAAGUAAAGGAUUCUGAAAGUGAAGAUGAAGAGCCCAACAAAAGAAAGAAGGGUAAAUGGAACUUUGAGCACCAGGAGGAAAAAUCUGAAAAUAUUCAAGAUUCUGUGACACUGGGGAAAAAGAAAAAAAUGGCACCUGAAAGGACUCAUAUGAUGGACACUAAGAGUGAUGAUGAUACUUCUCAUUCCAAGAAGCUUAGGAAAAAAAUGGAGCAGGAGAAAGAGCAGGAUGCAAAGAAAAAGAAGAAAGCAGGUACAUUUUCAUCAAAGAGUACCCCCCAAAAGGCCAAGAAAAGUCUCAGCGAGAAAAGCACAAAGGGAAACAUAGCAGCACAACCCAACACAAAGAAAGGUGGUUUCUCCAGUGAAUCCUCUACAUCGUCAUCUAAUAGUGACCAUAGUACACCAGGCACAAAACAAAUCAGCACACUGGCAUCUAAAGGGGCAUCACAGCACAUAAAUAAACCACGGCUGGCUUCUUCUCUAAAAUCUGUUUCUGCUGGGAAACGUAAAGACAAAAUUUCUCUUAAAACAGGAGAAACUAAAAAGGCCCAGAAUCAGUCCUUCAGCUCAGAUUCAGAUUCUAGUUCGGAGGAAGAAGAGCAGCAGAGCAAUAACCUGAGAAAUAGGCUACCAUAUAAGAGCCAAGGAACGGAGACAGGCCACUCUUCAAAGACUGGACCUAAAAGCUCCUCAUCAGAAUCUGAUAGUUCUGAAUCGGAGACUUGUGCUUUAAAGAAACCGAAGGCGAGUGCCACAGCCAGUCCGUCUGUGGGAGGGAAUUGUGACAAGCAGCUGUCAGCUAUCUCUUGUGGACUGGCUGCAAGCUCGAGGGAAAACAGAAGGGGUCGUGGAAGAGGAGAAACUCCCUUUUGGAGAGGACCGAGAGUUCGUGGAUGCCGUGGGAUGCCCAGGGGUCGAGGAAGAGGAGAAAGCAUUCAUUUCUUCUAUAAUUACAGUGGUGAACACCAGAAACAGAAACAGUUAAAUGAAGCAGCUACAAAUAGCUCAGUGAUUACUCAGAAUCCUGUGGAAGUUCCAAAAAAGGACUAUAGCACGCUACCUCUCUUAGCUGCUCCUCCACAAGUAGGCGAAAAAAUUGCCUUCAAGCUUUUGGAAUUAACUGAAAAUUAUACACCUGAAGUAUCAGAUUACAAGGAAGGAAAAAUUGUCAGCUGGAAUCCUGCUAAUAAGCAGCUAGAACUUGAAAUCCUUUCUUUUUCAUCAGUAGUAAAAGAGCCAGGGAAAUUCGAUCUGGUUUAUCAGGCUGAAGAUGGAGCUGAGACAAUCGAAUAUGCAGUAUCUCAGGACAGAAAGAUAACUGAAAGUUGGGAUGCGCUAAUUGAGCCCAGACUAAUAAUUGACCCUCCCAAUAAUGAAUCUGGUGCUAAAAAGGGAAUCCCUUCAGAUGUGAAUUUGCCUGGCCCUCAGAUGUGAAUAUGACUGAGCAGUGUGUAAAUAUUUUUGAAGGAUUUUCCUUCAGUUUCUAAAGACAGUAUAUACAUAUCCUUUUUUAAAAUAAAAUAUUAUAAAAUGAAAAUGA
Messenger RNA from Candoia aspera, 1927 nucleotides. RefSeq names its product coilin (gene COIL). Gene Ontology annotation, cellular component: Cajal body. The transcript is spliced from 7 exons. Gene Ontology annotation, molecular function: U1 snRNA binding; U2 snRNA binding. Lineage: Eukaryota; Metazoa; Chordata; Lepidosauria; Squamata; Candoiidae. Gene Ontology annotation, biological process: spliceosomal snRNP assembly. The record is from RefSeq and is a predicted model, not a curated record. The coding region runs from base 19 to 1821 and encodes 600 amino acids.